This is a messenger RNA of Carcharodon carcharias (great white shark), 964 nucleotides long. RefSeq names its product adrenodoxin-like. The record is from RefSeq and is a predicted model, not a curated record. Gene Ontology annotation, biological process: positive regulation of oxidoreductase activity; P450-containing electron transport chain. Gene Ontology annotation, cellular component: mitochondrion. Lineage: Eukaryota; Metazoa; Chordata; Chondrichthyes; Lamniformes; Lamnidae. Bases 87 to 674 code for a protein of 195 amino acids. Gene Ontology annotation, molecular function: 2 iron, 2 sulfur cluster binding. The transcript is spliced from 4 exons.
CUACAGGGUGACGUCAGCGCAGGGGGGUGGGCGCGAGGGGUCAGCGGAAACAGGUUUCAAACUUAGUGAAAGUGACUGAUGCUGACAUGGCGGCCAUGGUCAGCAGGCGAUUUUUGUUGACUUCUUCCCAAAAUGCGGUGUUCAAGCGGCUGCAACAUCAUGACUGUUCUACGUACUGGGGCCCGAGGUGUUCCCGGAGCGGAAGCCGAGGAGCGAACGGGGUGUUUUUAUGCGGCAGAGUGGGUUCAAGCAGCAGCGAGGUGUGGGGCCGACAUUUACUGAGCACGGCCGCCCGAUUACAGAGUUCAACAGAUAAAGUAACAGUCGAUUUUAUUAAUCGUGAUGGAGAGAAACUUAGAGCAUUGGGAAAUUUAGGCGAUUCUCUUUUAGAUGUUGUCAUUGAUAAUAACUUGGAUAUCGAUGGCUUUGGUGCAUGUGAAGGAACCUUGGCAUGUUCCACAUGUCAUCUAAUCUUUGAAGAAUCCAUUUUCAAGAAAUUGGAUUCCAUCACUGAUGAAGAAAUGGAUAUGUUGGACCUGGCCUAUGGUCUCACUGAGAGGUCUCGUUUGGGCUGCCAGAUCUGCCUUAAGAAGUGGAUGGAUGGGAUGACUGUGGAAGUACCGAAUGAUGUUGCUGAUGUUAGACAAACCAAGGACUUUGGCUCAGGUUCUUGAAGGAAUUAAUCUAAAUUACAAAAUCCACAUGGCUAAAGAAAACAGUUCAGUUCUCUUUAAUAAAUAAAGUAUGAUUUAUGUUUUACAGAAUUGUUUAACACAACAUUUUCAGUAUAACUGAAUUACUUAAUAAUGAAUGUAUCAAAAGUUUCUCAUUAUUUUAAUUUCUUAGUGGAGAAAAGCCACCAACAUCACUAACUCAGAGGAGUACAUUGAUAACCUGCUUAACAGCAACUAUUGUAUACAAGAUGUAUAAUCUAAAAGAAAAUAAAUUAAAUGUUUGAAUAAAA